AUGCCUGAGGGCCGGAUCCAGUCUCAGGCACCCUCAGGUGAGGGUGCUUCGGUCGUGCCACUCCUUCGAGGUGGUGCGCCACGAGGGCGCAGAGCGCGCGGAGGGUGGCGGGCGGCGGAGCUCCCCCAGAUCGGCCCGCAGCGCUUCUCUACCGCCGCCUCGGGGUGUCUCUGCUUCGCUGCGAGCGGGGAACCGCGGCGGCGGCAGCGCCAAGAAGCGCCGGGUCACCGCAGGCUGAGGCGCCCGCCGUCCCCGCCCUCCCCCUCGCUCGCCUUCUCCCUCCCUCCCGCUCCCUCGCUCGCUCGCUCCUUCCCUCUCCCCGCCUUCCCUCCGCGCUCCCCCCGCCCUCUCCUCCGCGCCUCGCCUCCUCCGCCCCGCGCCCUGCGGUGCUGCAGCUGCGGGCGGCUCCAGCUGCCCCCAGAUGUGGGCUGGGCGGCGCGCGGGGAACUUUCGCGCCGGCUGCGAGUGCGGGGCCCCGGCUGCGGUCCGGCUGCCAUGGAUCCGCCGGCGGGAGCCGCUCGCCGCCUGCUCUGCCCCGCGCUGCUGCUGCUGCUGCUGCUGCCGCCGCCGCUCCUGCUGCUGCUGCCGCCCGCGAACGCCCGGCUUGCCGUCGCCGCCGGCCCCCCAGGCGGGCCCCUGGGGCACGGAGCCGAGCGCAUCCUGGCGGUGCCGGUGCGCACUGACGCCCAGGGCCGCUUGGUGUCCCACGUGGUGUCGGCGACGGCCAGGGCGGGGGGACGAACCCGCAGGGCCGCCCCAGUCCAGACUUCAGGCUUCCCCGGAGACAUUGAGGAGGACCCUGGCAGCCGCCUCUUCUACAAUGUCACGGUCUUCGGCCGAGACCUGCACCUGCGGCUGCGGCCCAACGCCCGCCUCGUAGCUCCUGGAGCCACUGUGGAGUGGCAGAGUGAGACGGGUGCUACCCGCGUAGAGCCUUUGCUUGGGACCUGCCUCUACGUUGGGGACGUGGCCGGCUUAACUACACCCUCCUCUGUGGCACUCAGCAAUUGCGAUGGCCUG
Messenger RNA from Castor canadensis (American beaver), 1020 nucleotides. The record is from RefSeq and is a predicted model, not a curated record. NCBI's taxonomy places the organism in Eukaryota, Metazoa, Chordata, Mammalia, Rodentia, Castoridae.